This is a messenger RNA of Phaeodactylum tricornutum CCAP 1055/1, 1326 nucleotides long. RefSeq lists its product with no specific name. The record is from RefSeq and is a predicted model, not a curated record. Gene Ontology annotation, cellular component: membrane. NCBI's taxonomy places the organism in Eukaryota, Bacillariophyta, Bacillariophyceae, Surirellales, Neidiaceae. The transcript is spliced from 3 exons. Bases 97 to 1326 code for a protein of 409 amino acids.
UGUACGGCAUCGCGUCGCUGCAAUUACAGAUACGUGCCGAUUGUUUCCACACAAUCCACAGGGAAAACGGAGAGAAAGCACACCGUAACACCGAUUAUGAAGAAUCGACGCAACAGUGACGAAAUAAACGACGACGCAGACGAAAACGGUUCCUUCACACCUCCAUUUCUGCCCCUGGAAGAAUCCAAUCCUGUCUCGGCAAUGUCCCUCUCGUCCUCUCUCGCCGCCGCCAACACCACCACCGGUACAUCCACAAGCAGUACGACUGGAAAUGUCUCGACCAAACACAAUCUAAACCAACGCACUAAAGCCCAUUCCUCGUACAAUAAGGCUUCCCCGUCUCUAACUCGUUCCAUGUCGAACCGGGGUGGAAUCGUCUCUUCUUGCAACGGCAAAAAAGUCGUCUCGAUCGUCAUGCUCUCACUUCUGGCGCUCGUCAUUUGGGACGCCGUCUUGACGCCUCCGGAACGCCGCUGGAUCAAACCGGAUUUCAGUGAAACCUUCCUAUUGUGGGUACAGGAUCAUCCCAUCCGGGGUUUGCUCGCCUUUCUCGUUGUCAUUGCCGUGGCCGUUGUUUUCAUGGUACCCAUCGGGACGCCCCUCACUCUGGGAUGCGGGUACGUCUAUAAGGGAGCCUACGGAUGGAGACUGGGCUUGACCAUUGCUACAGCAGUAUCCAUGGCUGGAUCCGCACUCGGCGCCGUCGUUUGCUUUCUCCUCGGACGAUACCUCAUGCGAGACCAAGUACGCACCUGGAUUCGCAAAUAUCCACUCUUUGACGCUAUUGAUGCCGCCGCUGCCGAACACGGCCUCCGGAUCAUGGCCAUGCUUUACUUGACUCCCAUUCUACCACUCGGUCCCGUCUCAUACAUGUGUGGCACCACUUCCAUGGCCUUGUCCAGCUUUGUCUUGGCCAAAAUUGCCUCCCUCCCACUCAUGCUACUCUACGCCUUUAUCGGGGCUAGUACUGGGGCCUUGCUCGGGCAACCAUCGCAAACGCAGUUGGACGGUAGCGUCACGGCACAACAACAGGAACAACAACAUUCGACCGCCAACGAAUUCAAAUCCAUCGAAGAAAAUCAAACUCUCAUUUUGUCCGGUAUUUGCUUGAGUUUUGUCAUGAUUGCGGGCAUUACGCACAAUAUUAAACGAGAGCUCAAUCUGAUUCUGGAGCGGCAAAAGAAAGCCGGCGAAAGAGACCACGGGAGUGACCUUAUGGGUGACAGCUCGAUCGGGAGCAGUAGUAGUGCCAACGUAAUCGAUGCCGAACAAUCCGCCAUUGAAAUGGGUCUCAGCAAGCCGGCUCACCGCAGACGAGUGGCCUAG